Molecule: messenger RNA, 1723 nt
Organism: Perognathus longimembris pacificus (Pacific pocket mouse)
Lineage: Eukaryota; Metazoa; Chordata; Mammalia; Rodentia; Heteromyidae
Gene: Slc1a5
Product: solute carrier family 1 member 5
Exons: 8
Coding region: 54-1643 (529 amino acids)
Biological process (GO): L-aspartate import across plasma membrane
Cellular component (GO): plasma membrane
Molecular function (GO): neutral L-amino acid transmembrane transporter activity; L-aspartate transmembrane transporter activity; symporter activity
Source: RefSeq, a predicted model, not a curated record
AAGGACCGCACUCGUCGCUGCCCCGUCCGCCUGCCCGCCUCGCCCGCCUCGCCAUGGUGGCCGAUCCCCCUAAGCCCGACCACAAGGCGUCCUCGGAGCCGGAACCCACUGCCAACGGCGUCCCGGCCCUGGGCGGGGAGGCCGGGGCCGCAGGCGGGCGCCGCGCGGCCGGGCAGCGGCUGCGCGGCUGCCUCCGGGCCAACGCGCUGGUGCUGCUGACCGUGGCGGCCGUGGCGGCCGGCGUGGCGCUGGGCAUGGGGGUCUCCGUGGGCCGCGAGCGCCACGCCGCCUUCGCCUUCCCGGGCGAGCUGCUGCUGCGCAUGCUGAAGAUGAUCAUCCUGCCGCUGGUGGUGUGCAGCCUGGUGGGCGGCGCCGCCAGCCUGGACCCCGCGGCCCUCGGCCGGCUGGGCGCCUGGGCCCUGCUCUUCUUCCUGGCCUCCACCCUGCUGGCCUCCGCGCUUGGCGUGGGGCUGGCCGUGCUGAUGCAGCCCGGCGCCUCGGUCGACGCCUCGCUCGGGGCCUCCCUCGGAGCGGAAGGCUUCCCCCAAAGGCCUGCCACAAAGGAGGUGCUGGAUUCCUUCCUGGAUCUUCUGAGGAAUAUCUUCCCUUCCAACCUGGUCUCUGCAACCUUCCGCUCUUACUCCACAUCCUACAUGAACAAGACGGACAUGCAGAAGUUUCCCUCGGGUAAAGAAGAGGAGGGCAUGAAUAUCCUGGGCCUGGUGGUCUUUGCCAUCAUCUUUGGCGUGGCCCUGCGGAAGCUGGGGCCCAAGGGGGAACUACUCAUCCACUUCUUCAACACCUUCAACGAUGCCACCAUGGUGCUGGUGUCCUGGAUUAUGUGGUACGCCCCUGUGGGCAUCUUGUUCCUGGUGGCGGGCAAGAUUGUAGAGAUGGGGAACGUGAGGCAGCUCUUUACUAGCCUUGGCAAAUACAUCCUGUGCUGUCUACUGGGCCACGCCAUCCACGGUCUCCUGGUCCUGCCUCUCAUCUACUUCGUCUUCACCCGCCAAAACCCCUACCGUUUCCUCUGGGGCAUCCGGGCACCGCUGGCCACUGCCUUUGGCACCUCCUCCAGCUCGGCCACCUUGCCUCUGAUGAUGAAGUGUGUGGAGGAGAAGAAUGGCGUGUCCAAGCACAUCAGCCGCUUCAUCCUGCCCAUUGGUGCCACGGUGAACAUGGACGGUGCGGCGCUCUUCCAGUGCGUGGCUGCCGUGUUCAUUGCGCAGCUCAACAACCAACCCUUGGACUUCGUGAAGGUCAUUACCAUCCUAGUCACGGCCACAGCGUCCAGCGUGGGGGCAGCCGGUAUCCCCGCAGGAGGCAUCCUCACUCUCGCCAUCAUCCUGGAAGCCAUCAGCCUCCCUGACAAGGACAUCUCCCUGAUCCUGGCCAUCGACUGGCUAGUGGACCGGUCCUGCACCGUCAUCAACGUGGAAGGUGAUGCUCUUGGGGCGGGACUGCUCCAGCAUUAUGUGGAUCAUACAAAGCCGCAGAGCUCUGAACCCGAGCUACUCCAGGUGAAAGCUGAAGUACCACUCAACCUGCUGGCGGCACCCACUGAGGAAGGGAACCCCCUCCUCAAACAGCUCCAGAGCCCCAGUGAGGACACAGAUACCCUCGAGAAGGAAUCGGUCAUGUAAUCCCCAGGAGGGGCCUGCCUUGUCCUGCUGGGGGUAGGGGUGGGGGGCACUGACAGUGAGAUCCCUAAGGGUGGAUACAU